AUGGCAUUAAAACACAUUUAUAUCGCCAGACAUGGAUAUAGAAUGAACUGGUUGCCACCCCCACACCCUCCCAAUCCUACUGGGAUUGAUAGUGAUCCUCCGUUGGCACCCCACGGAGUUGACCAGGCUAAGGAACUAGCUGAGUAUAUUGCGUCGCUCCCUCAUAACCAACAACCUCAAUUCAUCUUGAGUUCUCCCUUUUAUAGGUGUGUGGAAACCGGCGAGCCCAUAAGCAAGGCUCUCGAUAUCCCAAUUGUAUUGGAGCGGGGUGUUGGUGAGUGGUAUAAGGUUGGUAGAGGAGUGAUUCCUGAACCUGCCAACUACGAUGCGCUAUCCAAGUUUUUCAGUCAUUUAUCUAAUGCAGACGAAUGGGAUAGGGACAAGACGGUGGGAGUGGUUCCCAGUUUGACGGGAGAAACCGAAACCGACAUUUUCGCCCGGUGCAAGUUCUUCUGGAGCAAGUUUUUCCUGGUGUUCGAGUCAAAGUAUCCGCACAUCGAGAACAUUCUCAUCAUCACCCACGCUGCCACCAAGAUCGCGUUGGGUAUGUCGUUGAUGGGCUUCAACGAUGUGUUUGAGUACUUGGAUAAGGACGAAACGGUGUUGAGGGCAGGGGCCUGCUCCUUAGACAAGUACCAAAAAGUCGGGGAAACUUGGGAACUCAAAAUGAACGGCAACUGUGAGUUUUUGAGCCAAGGAGAAGAAAUGAACUGGGACUUCCACUCCGGAUUUGAAGCUGGAUCCGAUGAAGAUAUCAAAGCUAGAAGACUCGCGGCCGAGAGAGAGAAACAAGCAAAUCAAGACAUGCAAGUACGUAGAUAG
Messenger RNA from Yamadazyma tenuis ATCC 10573, 822 nucleotides. RefSeq names its product transcription factor TFIIIC subunit (gene TFC7). Lineage: Eukaryota; Fungi; Ascomycota; Pichiomycetes; Serinales; Debaryomycetaceae. The record is from RefSeq and is a predicted model, not a curated record.